CUAAUUUCAAUAUAAGCGCCCUGCUGUGAGGAUCAUCGUCCCUCUUCCAUCUCCUUGGGGCAUCUCCUUGGCUCGAACCCCCAACAAACCCGUGCAACAUACUAAUUUACCGUCGCAUCUUCAUUCACCUACCAAGCGCAGGGACGCUCGUUCACAGAUUUAAAACACUCUAAUCCCGCUAUAAGUAGCGCAGUGGAAAUUUGGAAUGUUCAGCAGUCUUCUUACUCCUCUCAAAACGGCAUUCGAGGAAGUGCGAUCUCCACGUGUUUCUACUGUUAUUCAGGGCACAGUAGAAGAGAGUCCCGAGGACUUCGCACAUGAUGUGCGCGUCGAAAUCAUUCGGCGUACUGUUGAAGAUUUAAAAGUAGCGCCCAACAUCGCGGCUCAGAUCGAGGAGCUCCACCAAAUCGACACUGUUUUGCGUGAAGAUGCUUCGAUGAAGCAAGUGUUCAGCGAAUUAGAUGGCUUUCUCGUACUCGUCAGUGUCUUAUCCACGUUGCGUGAAAUGGACCGUUCUUCUGCCGAGUCACUGAGUACAUGGAGAGAAUAUAUGCGUGUGUGCUUCUCUGUCCUGUGCGUUGCACUUUCAUCAUCUCCGCGCAACCAAACGAUUUUCGAGAAAACAGUGGGGUGGGAGACUUUAAAACAGGCCCUCCACCCGGCAUCUCCUUCAAAUGUUGGUCUUGCUUCCCUUUGGGGACUCCUCUUGAGCCUGGCCUUCAACGAUAUGAAGUUGGAGUCCUUCUUUGUGGAUGCUCCUGAUAUAAGCAAUGACCAAACGGCGCCACUGGACUCGCAUAUUCGUCAUUCUCACGAGCGACUGACGAGCUUGAAAAACCCGAAUGCCGUCAUUGCAUUGUUUGAACUACACGUGGAGAUCAUGUCCCCGAGGCAGGCUUCAUAUCUAGUUUUUAGGACGAUCGAACGAAUCGUUUCGAUAUCACAUCGAAAUCAGGCAAUGCUGAACGCACUCGGCCUCGGAGGAUCUGUAUUUGACUACGUUUCGAAGAAGGUACAGCUUUUGCCUACAGAAAGUACUAAACUCGUAGUGCAGAAACUACUAAGGAGACUUCUGGAAAUGGGGGUUCCUACUCUUGAUCAGGCACGAGCCUUGUUCCAGAAUGUCCUCAGAAACUCGGCAGUUGACUCUGAUGCCCUCACUCUACUGAGAAGCGCGAGUCGGGCAAAGUGGCCAUCUUUCUUUUCUUUUAACCAUGCUUCUGCCCUAAUACUUCCGGAUACUCGAGGGAAGGCCUUUCCACCUCUGGCAGGCUUCACUUAUAUGACUUGGAUAUAUGUCGACCGCUAUCCGCUUCCAGAUGAGCCCAUGAUCAUCUUUGGGGCGCGUUCCUCCUCACCCUCGCGGUGGAUUGUGAAACUAAGUUUGCUGAGUGAAGGCGAUCUUGAAUGCGCGACCCCCUCCAUGCAGGAGCCUCUACUUACGAAUGCUGAAAUUGUUCGUAAGGGUCGCUGGACACAUGUUACUCUGGUUCACUACCCAUCCCGCUCCUCUUCGCCUAAUAUAUGCCUAUACGUCGACGGUCAUGAAAUCCAGUCCGAAUCCUCGGUUUUUCCUAAACCGUCACCUCCACCCACAACUUAUCACAUUGGUUGCGAUCCGUCCUUAUUAGACUUCUUCCCUCAGAGUAAAUGGUCAAUGGCGACUUCACACUUGAUUGGGUGUCCGCUCUCGUCUGAUCUUGUCCUUCUCGCGCAUCAUCUUGGUCCACGAUACAUUGGGAAUUUCCAAGAUGCAGCUUUGUACCGUUUCCUCACGUACGAAGCUUCAACGUCCCUGAACAUUCACAUGUUUGGCAAUCAAUCUUCUUUCUCCUCGAAAUCAGGAAUAACUGAUGGCGCCAAAGUCAUAUCCAAAGCUCUUGCUGGAGAUGUCGGUUUCAAUGAGGACGACAUCCUGUUGUCCUUGUCACCUUACGGCGUUAAAAACGAUCCUGAUGAAGACGAAAAUUCAGGUGUUCAGGUUGUGACCAAUGCUUCGGGGGUGCAACGAUCGAAUGGCGUUGUCGCCUCGAUGCUGGGCGACGUUUACGUGGCCCAACUAAAAUGUUUGGACGACAGCGUACGUCGGAUGGGUGGUCCAGCUAUCGCAUUGAAGAUCAUCCAAUGUUGCACUACAUCGUCAGACCUGGAGAAUGGGCUCGGUAUCCUCUUUGAUGUGAUCCGCACCAGCUGGCAGAAUUCGGAGGACAUGGAACGGCUUCGUGGAUACGACGUCCUCUCCUCGUUGCUCAGAGCAAAGUCUAGCCUCAUCAAUCAGGCCUGUUUCGAAGUCAUAUUUGAAUCCCUAGGUAUCAAUUUUAGCAAUCCUCGUGGCGCAACGAUUGUGAAUACAGUUGCUUAUCGAGCCCUUGGAUUGGACUUCCAUUUGUGGUCACUGGUUAACCCGGAUCUUCAAACUGUGUACUGGAGCCAUUUCGAGGUUCUCCUUGAACAAUCCAACUUCAAGCGCUUUAACAGCAAGCAUCGAAUAGCGAGGAAAUUCAACUCCCCUGGCGUGCUGCGGCAAGCACUCUUCGUCUACCAGACUGAUCUGUAUCCUCCGGAGCAAAUACAUCGCAUGGUUGACGCUAUCGCGGUUUUGGCAAGAUCGAAUUGGUCAACGGAUACUACCAUAAAACCCCUCAUUUCAUAUUUAGCCGCGAGACUGCACAGCCCAGAGACAGGGCUAUCGUCCCCACUUUCUCUGCGAUCCCACUUGUCACACAUAGAUAGAGUGCACGCCCACGAGAAAGCGGAGCAGCUGUUGGUUGCUCUUGUAUCGAUUCUCUCGACAGAAACUUUCCUGGCGAAACUGAAUGCGUCGUUACCCCUCUCUCGGAUACUGAUACUGCUACUAGGACCAAAUCCGUCUCCUGUGGUUACAUCCCAGGUUUUGCGUAUCACCGCCCUUCAAUUGCGGACCUUUUCCAACUCUUCCCGCAAGCUCGAACUCUUAAACUUUUGGAGCGUCUUAAAGGUAAUUUUACCCGAAUCAUGGGACCCACUGGUCCAUAGUGCAGCGUUCGAUCUGCUACUUGGGAGGACCGAAUCUGCCUCUAACUCGCAAAUCUCAACGGACGCGGUUGUGAAAUAUCCUCAGAUGCUCCCUCCCAUUUUUGCCUCACUCGAGCACGGGCUCACCAAGCUGCUGGAGCGUAGCAUGCUCAGCGGUGGUCUGGAACUACCCAAUGCAACUUCAGCUGCAUCUGAAACAGUUACAGAGGCUAUAAUUGAGGAGUUCGUAAACAUGCAUACAGCCAGUCGCACGUUCCGGGAAGCGUUUAGCUUCAAACUUGUGAUGACGGAACUUGUUUCGCUCCUUCAGACGUUGACGUCCAAAGGGGCUUUCACCCUCCAGGAGCGCAACUCGAUUUCAGGGUUACUGGACAGAUUAAUACAUUUCGCGAACCUAGUUUGUGCCGAUGAUUCACUUGAUUUCUCCCACAAACAAGAGCUGGAGAGCGCCCUCCAAGCCACACAUCUGCCUCCAACCUCUCUCUCCCCUGCCCCUGCAUCAACACGACGGAGGUCCAUUCUUGGUGUUUCGGUCUCCGACCGACGAAGUAUCUCCGAAAGGAAUGCUCAGAAGACGCUCUAUAAAGUGGCUACUUGGCGUGCAGUGGUCAUCUCUACUGAGAAACAGCGUCGGAGAAAGAUGUAUCAGGAUAUGAGAGAAGAACUUCGUGCUUUACAACGACUUACCCAAUGGCUUGUUUUGGUUCAUCACGAAAGGAGCCUUUGGCCACAGAAUACCACGGCCCUUUGGCGUUUGGAUGAAGCUGAGGGUCCCUACCGAGUUCGAAAGAAGCUCGAGCCCGAGAUCGACAAGUUGCUGGAGAAUAAAGCCACGGACAGUCUCACUCGCGAGCUUCUGGAAAUCGAUGACGCAAACUCUGUUGUCGUUGUACAAGCUCCUUGGGAUGAAUCAUACAACUUCGACGUCGCUGAAGAGGAUGACAAAUGGGAAGAUGAGCUCAUUGAUGACAAGCAUCGCAAAAUUAGACAUGAACUCGAACCAGGUGACGUAAUAGAAGUGGUCAAGAAUGUGGCACGUAUUGUGGGUGUUGAUUCAUCCCCUGGGCUCUUUAUUCUCGGUCGGACGCAUCUAUACGUCAGAGACGGAUUAGUGGAAUCGGCCGACGGCGAGGUUGUGGAUGCGCGUGAUGCACCGAAAGACGUCCUUCAGGUUCCCGGGACACUUCUUGCCGAUCUCGACCCUAACAUACGCGCUCGUCGAUGGAGUUUUGAGGCGUUGGCUGGAUUUAGCACCAGGACACAUCUAUUUCGAGAUGUUUCCCUGGAAAUCUACUUUAGAGACUCACGUAGCCUCCUGUGUGUCUUCCCCAACAAACUAGAUCGACAAGCCGUGCUCUCCAAACUUCAAAAAGUCAUGACCAAGACUGCAGCGGAGAGUAGUGCUGCAACGGCGACGUUCCGAUCCCCUUUGCUAAAUCUAGUUUCUGCAACUGGUAGGAUUUAUCAGAACCGACCCGAGAUAGACGUGGCUCAGCGGCGGUGGCAAGCGAGAGAAAUCAGUAACUUUGCCUAUCUCAGUAUAAUUAACCAGGCAUCAGGGAGGACACCCAAUGAUCUCACUCAGUACCCCGUUUUCCCUUGGAUUCUCAAGGACUAUACUUCAAAUACAUUGGAUCUGUCCAAACCUGAAACUUUCAGAGAUCUGAAUUGGCCUAUGGGGGCUUUAACAGAAGUUCGGCGAGCCUCAGCAGAGGCCCGAUAUUCUUCCCUGACAGAUAUUGGAGAGCCGCCCUUUCAUUAUGGCACACACUUCUCGUCAAGCAUGAUUACAUCCCACUUUCUCAUUCGGUUACCACCUUUCAGCAAGCACUUCAAAGUUCUUCAGGGAGGCGAUUUUGAUUUACCAGAAAGGCUCUUCGUGGAUGUUCAACGGGCUUACGAAUCCGCCGCACAAGACAGCCGAGGGGAUGUUAGGGAACUAAUCCCUGAAUUUUUCACUUGUCCGGAGUUCCUUGAAAAUUUCUCUGAUCUGGAGCUCGGGGUCAACGCUGGAGGAGAGCAAAUCCAAGAUGUCAAGCUUCCCCCGUGGGCCAAGCGGGAUGCCCUGCUGUUCAUUGCGCUUCAUCGGCAAGCCCUGGAAAGCGAAUACGUUAGCCGAAAUCUGCCCACUUGGAUUGACCUUAUAUGGGGGUGCAGACAGAAAGAUGUGGCAUCUUGUAAUGUGUAUCACCCAUUAAGCUACGAGGGGGCAAUAGAUUUGGACAGUAUAGAUGAUCCUCUACAGCUUGCCGCCUCUGUCGGUAUAAUUCAUAAUUUUGGGCAAACACCCAGAAAAAUCUUCUCUUCCCCCCAUCCUCCUCGCUACAUGGACGGCGAACUUUCGCUCCCUCUUGGAACGGCCUACGGCAUUGCAGAACAUCCACACCUUUUAUUUCAAUCAAAUCAACCCAUCAAAUCGACACAAAAUGGUGUUUCAUCCUUAUAUGUUGAUCUUCUCAGUGAGAAAGUCAUUCCGUGUGGCCCCGACUCGCUCAUAGUACCAAAUUUUGCACACGAAUCUGUCGAAUGGGGCUUCCAGGACCAAAGCUUGCGAUUAUUUGCGGACAAAAAGCUGGUUCAAAUUGUGGAGUCAGCGUACCUUAGCUGUGCAUGUUUCUGCGACUCCGAGGUCCUCAUCGCAGGAACUUCGGAUAACAUGGUGACAGUGUGGCGGAUACACCGUUCCUCGUCAUCGUCACCGAAGCUCAAGUUGUCCCAUCUGAUGCGUGGGCAUGAAUCAGCUGUACAAUGUGUUGAUGCAUCUCGACCAUGGUCCCUGAUUGUUACCGGCAGCGAUGAUGGUACGGCCAUAUUCUGGGAUCUCAACAGAGCUCAGUAUGUGAGAACGAUAAGGCAUGACAGACCGGUGCAUUCUUGUGCCAUCAACAGCAUCACAGGUGAUGUGGCAACGUGUUCCAUUGACCGCCUUUCGAUACAUACAAUAAACGGGCGUCAUAUCGCUUCCUUGCGACUUGGAGCACACGAGCGAAUCACAUCGCUUGCAUUCCAUGAAAGAGAAACAUCCCUAGUUGGGAUCUUAGCGGCCGGUUCCGCAGAUGGCUCUAUAUCAUUGCGAACAUGGAACCCGAACGAUACUCCGCUGGAAGAGAAGGCAAAGUGGAAGUUCUCUACUGUUCGUAAUCUCAAAAUGCGAAAAGAGCCCGGGUUAGGGAUGUGGCUCCCCACAGUGACAGCACUCAAGUUUGUUGGGGAAAUACUGUACAGUGGAGAUGAAUCUGGACGCAUGUUUAACUGGACACUCCCUGAUUGAAGGUUCAUGC
This is a messenger RNA of Cantharellus anzutake, 6296 nucleotides long. Its product is annotated as beach-domain-containing protein. The record is from RefSeq and is a predicted model, not a curated record. NCBI's taxonomy places the organism in Eukaryota, Fungi, Basidiomycota, Agaricomycetes, Cantharellales, Hydnaceae. Gene Ontology annotation, molecular function: protein binding. The transcript is spliced from 31 exons. Bases 206 to 6286 code for a protein of 2026 amino acids.